AUGAAAAGGUACCAAUUCCUGCGAUGGCAGCUGGCCUAUGCUUAUCACCUCUUCCUGGCUUUCCUCCACGAGAGGAAGCACAGGAACGUGCCGCCUCAGUGUCACUUUGAUGCCUUCGUCUCAUACAAUGCCCACCAUGAGCUUUGGGUCUUGAGAGAGUUGCUGCCCAAACUGGAAGGGGAACAGGGCUGGAAGUUGUGUCUGCACCACAGAGACUUCCAGCCAGGAAAGCCAAUCAUUGACAACAUAAAAGAGGCCAUUUACGCCAGCAGGAAGACUAUUUGUGUGAUCAGUCGGCGAUACCUGUAG
This is a messenger RNA of Entelurus aequoreus (snake pipefish), 309 nucleotides long. RefSeq names its product toll-like receptor 13. Gene Ontology annotation, molecular function: transmembrane signaling receptor activity. Gene Ontology annotation, biological process: toll-like receptor signaling pathway; immune response; inflammatory response. Lineage: Eukaryota; Metazoa; Chordata; Actinopteri; Syngnathiformes; Syngnathidae. The transcript has 2 exons. The record is from RefSeq and is a predicted model, not a curated record. The coding region runs from base 1 to 309 and encodes 102 amino acids. Gene Ontology annotation, cellular component: membrane.